AUGGAGUUCCCGGAGCACAGCCGACAGCUGCUCCAGUGCCUGAGUCGCCAGCGCUUGCAGGGCUUCCUGUGCGACUGCACCGUGCUCGUGGGCGGCUCCGAGUUCCGAGCGCACCGUGCCGUGCUCGCCUCCUGCAGCGGCUACUUCCACCUCUUCUACCGCGACGAGAGGCCCCCCGCGGAGUCCGCGGCGGGGCUCGUGGUGCGGCUGAACGGGGACGCGGUGACGGCGCCCGCGUUCGGGGCCCUGCUCGAGUUCAUGUACGAGGGCCGCCUGCGCGUGGACGGGCUGCCCGUGGAGGACGUGCUGGCGGCCGCCAGCUACCUACACAUGUACGACAUCGUCAAGGUGUGCAAGCAGAGGCUCCGAGGACGUGGCGACGGGGUCGGGGUCCCUGCGCCAGAGCGGUGCCCCCGGCCGUGUCCGGAGAACAUCUGCGUGAAGAUAGAGGCGGGGGAGGAGGAGGAGAUGGUGUUGGCGGCUGUGUGCGGCGACGAGGGCGUGAGCAGCGUGCGAAGCGUCGCCGAGGGUGGCUCUCACGGCGGUGGCAGCCGUCUGGCGGCGAGGGCAGCGCCGUACGGCGCGGCAGCUGGGAAAACGGCGUCAACGGCUCCAUUGUUGCGCGGCGGCUCUGGCAUCUCAAUUAAGGGCCUCGGUGAGAGCGCGCUCGACCUGUCAGUCAAGCCGGCAUCUGCGGCGGCGAGGGCGUGCGACCCCGACCUCCCGGGGCACACGGGCCUAGGUGAAAGGGAAGCGGCUGCCGCCGCAGCUGUUACAGCUACCGCCGCCGCCGCCGCUGCUGUCUCGGCAAAGGGCCUCCUGCUGCAGGAGGAGCGAGGAGGAGAUUGCGACGAGGAGAUGUGCGACGCGGACGAGGACCCGGCGAGGAGAGCGGACGACCUCGCGAGCAACUCGUCGCACCGCUCCAGCGGCGUGAGCUGCGAGCUCUCGGAGAAGGUUCCCUCGACCUCCAGCGAGCUGGACCACGAGGACGACGUGGGCAGCUCGGACGAGGGCAUGGAGCCAGAGAUGAAGCCGCCCGCGUCCCUGGGCCACUUCCGCUUCAAGGACGAGGCGCUGCUGCUGCCCUUGUCGCUGCGCGAGGGCGGCGGCCCGCUGCUGGGCUCGGCGGGGUUGGUGUUCGCCUGCCCCCUGUGCGGCCAGGCCAUGCCGUGCCCCCAGGCUCUGCAGAUCCACCUCAGCCUGCACUUCAGCGAGCGCCGCGCGGAGCCCAAGGUGGAACGCGUGGCGGGCCACCGCGGCCCGCACGGCCUGCAGCCCCAUGGCAACGGCAAGGUCAAGCCGCCCCUGCCGCCGCCCCCGCCGCCGCUGCCGCCGCCUCUGUGGCGCGUGUCCCGGCGGCGCGGCGCCGCCUCGCCGCCGGCCCUCGGCGGGGCCGAAGGGGACGUGCCCACGUGCGCCACGUGCGGGAAGACGUUCUCGUGCGCGUACACGCUGCGGCGGCACGAACGCACGCACUCGGGCGAGAAACCCUACACGUGCGCCACGUGCGGCAAGAGCUUCCAGUACUCGCACAACCUGACGCGCCACGCCGUGGUGCACACGCGCGAGAAGCCGCACGCCUGCAAGUGGUGCGAGCGGCGCUUCACGCAGUCGGGGGACCUGUACCGGCACAUGCGCAAAUUCCACGGCGGCCUCGCGGGCUCAGUGACCGCGCAGUGA
This is a messenger RNA of Lethenteron reissneri (Far Eastern brook lamprey), 1683 nucleotides long. Its product is annotated as zinc finger and BTB domain-containing protein 42-like. Gene Ontology annotation, biological process: regulation of transcription by RNA polymerase II. Gene Ontology annotation, cellular component: nucleus. Lineage: Eukaryota; Metazoa; Chordata; Hyperoartia; Petromyzontiformes; Petromyzontidae. Gene Ontology annotation, molecular function: protein binding; DNA-binding transcription factor activity, RNA polymerase II-specific. The record is from RefSeq and is a predicted model, not a curated record.